AUGCCUGCCCGGGGGCACGUGUGGGGAGCUAAGCUGCUUGACGCUGGCAUCGCCUCACUGCUGGGGGAGGCUGGGAUGCCGGGGCAAGGAGCGAGUGAGGAUGACCCCACCCAGGACAGCAGCAGAAACCCGAUGAACCGGUCAGGGAGGCUGCGGACUGCCGGGGUGGAUGCUGUAGCCAGAGAGUGCCCAGGUCUCCGAGGAGGGGACACCGCUGGGUCCCGGUGGGGUGACUGCAUCACCUGCUACUGAGCCUACGGCCUCGCGGGACACCUGCCCCUCUACUGCGGCCACACCUUCAACCGGGCGUGCGUGCGGCGGCUGGACACUCCGGCCCACGGGCAGUGCUGGGUCCCCUGCCCAUGGUGCCACCAGAGCACACCCACACCCCACGGAGGGGUCAUGCUGGACCUCGACCUGGCCGCCCUCCUGGCUGUGAAGGCCGAGCGGGAGCCGUCCCGUGUGGACCCCCUGCACCCCCGAGACAGCACUGCCAUCGCUCAGCAGCUGGCCAGGCUCUGUCCCACCUUGGGCACCCAGCCCCAACUCCCCUAG
Molecule: messenger RNA, 555 nt
Organism: Odobenus rosmarus divergens (Pacific walrus)
Lineage: Eukaryota; Metazoa; Chordata; Mammalia; Carnivora; Odobenidae
Gene: RNF224
Product: ring finger protein 224
Source: RefSeq, a predicted model, not a curated record